Messenger RNA from Pongo pygmaeus (Bornean orangutan), 2560 nucleotides. It is a transcript of the gene FOXA2, whose product is annotated as forkhead box A2. Gene Ontology annotation, molecular function: protein domain specific binding; DNA-binding transcription factor activity, RNA polymerase II-specific; RNA polymerase II cis-regulatory region sequence-specific DNA binding. Bases 293 to 1684 code for a protein of 463 amino acids. Lineage: Eukaryota; Metazoa; Chordata; Mammalia; Primates; Hominidae. The transcript is spliced from 2 exons. The record is from RefSeq and is a predicted model, not a curated record. Gene Ontology annotation, biological process: regulation of transcription by RNA polymerase II; cell differentiation; anatomical structure morphogenesis.
ACUGCCAACCUCAGCCGCCACCCGGCAGCCCGUGAGCGCGGCGGCGGCGGGCGCUCCCUACCGCGGGGCGCUGGCCUGGGCCUCCUCCGCUCCUCGCCCCCCCCACCUCCCGCCCACUUCCAACUACCGCCUCCGGCCUGCCCAGGGAGAGAGAGGGAGUGGAGCCCAGGGAGAGGGAGCGCGAGAGAGGGAGGGAGGAGGGGACGGUGACUUGGCUGACUUUUUUUAAAAGAGGGUGGGGGUGGGGGGUGAUUGCUGGUCGUUUGUUGUGGCUGUUAAAUUUUAAACUGCCAUGCACUCGGCUUCCAGUAUGCUGGGAGCGGUGAAGAUGGAAGGGCACGAGCCGUCCGACUGGAGCAGCUACUAUGCAGAGCCCGAGGGCUACUCGUCCGUGAGCAACAUGAACGCCGGCCUGGGGAUGAACGGCAUGAACACGUACAUGAGCAUGUCGGCGGCCGCCAUGGGCAGCGGCUCGGGCAACAUGAGCGCGGGCUCCAUGAACAUGUCGUCGUACGUGGGCGCUGGCAUGAGCCCGUCCCUGGCGGGCAUGUCCCCCGGCGCGGGCGCCAUGGCGGGCAUGGGUGGCUCGGCCGGGGCGGCCGGCGUGGCGGGCAUGGGGCCGCACUUGAGUCCCAGCCUGAGCCCGCUCGGGGGGCAGGGGGCCGGGGCCAUGGGCGGCCUGGCCCCCUACGCCAACAUGAACUCCAUGAGCCCCAUGUACGGGCAGGCGGGCCUGAGUCGCGCGCGCGACCCCAAGACCUACCGGCGCAGCUACACGCACGCAAAGCCGCCCUACUCGUACAUCUCGCUCAUCACCAUGGCCAUCCAGCAGAGCCCCAACAAGAUGCUGACGCUGAGCGAGAUCUACCAGUGGAUCAUGGACCUCUUCCCCUUCUAUCGGCAGAACCAGCAGCGCUGGCAGAACUCCAUCCGCCACUCGCUCUCCUUCAACGACUGCUUCCUGAAGGUGCCCCGCUCGCCCGACAAGCCCGGCAAGGGCUCCUUCUGGACCCUGCACCCUGACUCGGGCAACAUGUUCGAGAACGGCUGCUACCUGCGCCGCCAGAAGCGCUUCAAGUGCGAGAAGCAGCUGGCGCUGAAGGAGGCCGCAGGCGCCGCGGGCAGCGGCAAGAAGGCGGCCUCUGGGGCCCAGGCCUCGCAGGCUCAACUCGGGGAGGCCGCCGGGCCGGCCUCCGAGACUCCGGCGGGCACCGAGUCGCCUCACUCGAGCGCCUCCCCUUGCCAGGAGCACAAGCGAGGGGGCCUGGGAGAGCUGAAGGGGACGCCAGCUGCAGCGCUGAGCCCCCCAGAGCCGGCGCCCUCUCCCGGGCAGCAGCAGCAGGCCGCGGCCCACCUGCUGGGCCCGCCUCACCACCCGGGCCUGCCGCCUGAGGCCCACCUGAAGCCGGAACACCACUACGCCUUCAACCACCCGUUCUCCAUCAACAACCUCAUGUCCUCGGAGCAGCAGCACCACCACAGCCACCACCACCACCAGCCCCACAAAAUGGACCUCAAGGCCUACGAACAGGUGAUGCACUACCCCGGCUACGGUUCCCCCAUGCCUGGCAGCUUGGCCAUGGGCCCUGUCACGAACAAAACGGGCCUGGACGCCUCACCCCUGGCCGCAGAUACCUCCUACUACCAGGGGGUGUACUCCCGGCCCAUUAUGAACUCCUCUUAAGAAGACGACGGCUUCAGGCCCGGCUAACUCUGGCAGCCCGGAUCGAGGAUAAGUGAGAGAGCCAGUGGGGGUCGAAACUUUGGGGAGACGGUGUUGCAGAGACGCAAGGGAGAAGAAAUCCAUAACACCCCCACCCCAACACCCCCAAGACAGCAGUCUCCCUUCACCCGCUGCAGCCCUUCCGUCCCAAACAGAGGGCCACACAGAUACCCCACGUUCUAUAUAAGAAGGAAAACGGGAAAGAAUAUAAAAUUAAAAAAAAAAAAAAGCCUCCGGUUUCCACUACUGUGUAGACUCCUGCUUCUUCAAGCACCUGCAGAUUCUGAUUUUUUUGUUGUUGUUGUUCUCCUCCAUUGCUGUUGUUGCAGGGAAGUCUUACUUAAAAAAAAAAAAAAAAAAAAAAAACUUUUGUGAGUGACUCGGUGUAAAACCAUGUAGUUUUAACAGAACCAGAGGGUUGUACUAUUGUUUAAAAACAGGAAAAAAAAAUAAUGUAAGGGUCUGUUGUAAAUGACCAAGAAAAAGAAAAAAAAAAAAAAAGAAUUCCCAAUCUUGACACGGUGAAAUCCAGGUCUCGGGUCUGAUUAAUUUAUGGUUUCUGCGUGCUUUAUUUAUGGCUUAUAAAUGUGUAUUCUGGCUGCAAGGGCCAGAGUUCCACAAAUCUAUAUUAAAGUGUUAUACCUGGUUUUAUCCCUUGAAUCUUUUCUUCCAGAUUUUUCUUUUCUUUACUUGGCUUAAAAAAUAUACAGCCUUGGAAAUUAUUUCAAGAAGGAGGGAGGGAUACCCUGACUGGUUGCAGGUUGUAUUUUAUUUUGGCCCAGGGAGUGUUGCUGUUUUCCCAACAUUUUAUUAAUAAAAUUUUCAGACAUACCAAAA